GAAACCACCGAGUAAACAUCCAAUCAAAGAGCACUAGAAUUUGAAACGAGAGCUUGUAGUUUGUGUUAUUAGAAAACUCCAGGAACAGGACAUUAAUUGGCUCGUCUCGGAUCUAGUGUGCGUUAAGCUCCAUUGUUUCCGUUCAAAUCUCUUUGAUGGGCACUCAGGAGGGAGGCAGAGAUUGGGUUGCGGUGGCAAAUGAUCUACUCACCAAGUGUAACAUCAACUUGCAAGCACAGAAACUUACGGACUGCAAUUCAAAUGUUUUUAUUUCGCUCUAUGAAAGCAUCUUGGGAGAGAAGGUUCCAGAUUUUAUUGCAAUUCCUCGUUCUCAAGAAGAUGAUGCACACAAUGUCCAGUCAGUGAUUGACUCACUGUCUUUGGAUUAUCUUCAGAUCAGCCUCUCACACAUUACAGGUGAAAACAUAGUCAGAGGAGACGAUGAAUCCAUCAAGAACUUGCUGGAAAUCUUUGAUGGCCUUUUAGAAUAUCUCAAUGAAGAGAUACAGGAAGAUUUGCAGAAUGGAGUGGUGCUAUGUGAAGAUGUGAAUGAAAGGGUUCCUGACGGCUCUAAGGAGUUGGGGACUUGUGAUGUCAGAGUUCAGCAGGAUUCUGGGCAGGAAGGAGCCUGUUCGUCUUCAAAUGGAGUGUCCAGUGACCAUGGACCCAGCGAGGCCCCUGAGGUCGGAGUCCCCGCAUGUACUGGUGCGGAAGUAGAAAGUGUAGGGCAUCACCCAAAUGCGGAAUCUUUGGAGGGACCUCGUGAGGGCGCUGCAGUCGUCUCUGCGCUUCCCUGCGUGUCUGCAGAGGAAGCAGGAGGUUCUCCAGCCUCUCCCAAAACUUCUGAAGCCCCCACCCCUUCAGGUCAGCCCUCUGACCAGGAUACAUCUGCACCGAUGCACACUGCCAUCGCGCUGCAGCCAGCCCUCCAGAGUGAUGCUCCUCACAGAGCGCCAGCUGGUCAGAACCAGGAGCAGCCAGCAGAGCAAGAUGCCACCGUCGCUUCAGAGACCGACAGGACCAGACCCGGGAGGAAUGUCAACAACGGCUUGUCUUCACCUCAAGUUUCCCAGUCUCCUGCUCACAGUGAUGGGUCUGGUCGCCAAAGGUCGAGGGCAGACGUGGAGGGAGAGACACUGGAGCCGACCAGAGGCGGCCCCCAUCGGGUGUUGUUCCGCACACAACCCGACGUUCUCUUCCUCAAGCUGCAGGAGGAGAUCGCAACCACGACCCCUUCACCCCCGGACACGGAUGAAGAUCAAGAGGAGGAGAGUAGCCGCCGUCCAUCACAGAGAGCGGCUCGCAGGUUUAAUGAAGAAGAGGAGGACAAAGGCUUUCCAGAGUCAUUGUCUCACCGCAGGGAGAAGAACAAGAAAGCUGAGAAGGAGCUUCAUUUAAUUGCUGAAAAACUCUCCCAUCGAAUUGAGGUGCUCGAUCAGAUGCUGAAGAGAGUGUUGGAUGAAAGUGGGGAGUCCAGUGAGGUCAAAGGGGAUGAAGAGUCGUGCCGCAGCAACGGCAUCUUGGAGAGCCACAAGAGCCCUAGACAACACUCCGAGUUUCCUCAUGCUGAGCGAGAUCGUCGAGAUCACACUGAGGCAGACGCUCGGAGCCCAGAGGGCAGGAGACUGAGAAACGCCACACCCGAUCGUAGCAGUGGAAGAGAAGCGCGACACCCAACGUCUGCCAGGAAACACCGAAGGACUCUGCUAAAUCAGCUCUAUGAAGAGGAGUUGAAGAGAUACGAACAAGAGGAACUGGACCGAGUUCGCCUCCGAGCUCAGGAAGCUGAGCGUGAGUACCGAGAGGCCAUCCUGAGGGAUGCUUCCCGAAACACCAGGUCCUCGCCAGCCAGGAUGAAGGCUCAACACAAGUCGGAACGUCUGUCACGCACGCGACAGGAGCCGCUCCAGCCAGUGACGGAGAAGCAGCUGCUGCCUCUGCUGCUAGAUGAGCUCCCGCACCUUCACAUCUCCCCCCAGGCUCUGGGUGAGAUGUGGCAGAAGCAGCUGCAGCACGUGGAGCGACUCAGCGCAGCCUCUUCUCCUCACAGCCGGCGGCGCAGCAAGCUCACCAGCGAGCUGGAGGAGGCCCAGAGGAAGCACCAGCUGCUGCAGGCUCUGGUGCAGAAGCAGCAAGCUCACCGCAGCCACCUGAGAGACUUCAAGGAGCAGAACCAGCAGCAGCGGGCGCUCCACGGCCGACUGCGAGAUCAGAGGCAGCAGGUGGCACGGGCCAAGAAGUACCACCAGGAGCUCCACGUCCAGCACCGAGCCCGUCUGAUGAAGGCGCGCACCAGGGAGGAGCGGAUGUUCCGGCAGCUGUUCGAGGAAGGUCUGGAGCUGCAGAAGAUGCGGCUGAGAGAGCAGAGAGCUCUGGCCAAAGAGCAGCAGCUGGAGGAGCAGCGGCGACAGAUGGAGAAGUUGACGUCCAUGGAGAACUACUACAAAGACCAAUUCUCACUGCUGGCUGAGAAGGUGGAACAGGAGCGUCAGGAGAACCAUAUACGGAAGCGAGCCCAAGAAAAGGCUCUGAUCAAGAUGAAGCGAGACCUUCGGGCCCGGAUGGAGCGUGAGAUCCGAGACCUGCAGAAGAUCAUCCUACAGAACGACGAAGACGAGCAUUUCAAGGCUCAGGACCUCCAGAGGCUACGAGGUCGGAUCCAGCUGGCCUCCUUCCAGAACCAGACCAGCUACCUGCACUAGAGAGGCAGCAUGGUGGUUUCUGAAAGAUUUGCACAGGAAGAAGAAGAAGAAUCUCAUAGGACCACAGUCUUCCUCUCACCCGCGCUGCUAUUCCUCCUCAAGUGUCUUCCACCCCUUUUCUUUCAAUGUAGCAGACCACCAGCUGUCUUCCCUUCUCUUUGCCAAAUGAAACGUAAACCUAGGUACGCAGCUGUCCUCCGCCGUGUUUUAACUCCUUAUUUAUUUUUUAACUUAAAGGUCUUUUACGGACGAGCGCUGGUGCAACGAUAAUCAACUCAUGUUUGAUGCUGGAAGUUUUGCGUGAAGCUGGAGUUCAUUGUGUCAGAAAUGUUUCCUUUGUUGCCUUAAUUACCCAUGAUGCAACUGGCGACAUCGCACAGCAUCUCACGUGCGGCUGUGACGUUUUUGUGAUCUACGUCAAUUCAAACACUGUUUUUUUUAGUCUUAAAAUCCAGGAGCUGCUGAAUCACAUGAGAAAUAUCUGAAUCACAUGAGAAAUAUUGAUACGAUUGUAACUUUUAAAUCAAACUGGACAUGUUCGGAUCAAAUAAAAAAAAU
This is a messenger RNA of Synchiropus splendidus (mandarinfish), 3260 nucleotides long. Its product is annotated as centrosomal protein of 95 kDa-like. The record is from RefSeq and is a predicted model, not a curated record. NCBI's taxonomy places the organism in Eukaryota, Metazoa, Chordata, Actinopteri, Syngnathiformes, Callionymidae. The transcript has 20 exons. Gene Ontology annotation, cellular component: centrosome; spindle pole. The coding region runs from base 156 to 2702 and encodes 848 amino acids.